CCCUGGCUGGGACCCAUCCGCACCCUCUGGCCGCAUCCAGACUCCCUCUUCGCCGAGCUGGAGCGAGAGCUGCGUCAGGAGAUGGAGAGGGCCCGGGAGUUCAUGAGCAGCUUCGAGCAGCUCCUGACCAGCCACGGAGCCACCGCCGUGGAGCGAGCCCCGAGAACCAGCGCGGCCCCGACCCAGGGCUCCGGGGAGGGCUUCUCCGUCUGCCAGGACGUCAAGAGCUUUGCCCCCGAGGAGCUGUCGGUGAAGGUGGUGGGCAGGAAGGUGGUCCUGGUGGGGCAGAAGGAGACCCAGAAUGUCGAUGAGAAGGGCUCCUUCUCCUACAAGUACGAGGUGCUGAAGCGGGAGUGGGACGUGCCCGAGGAGGUGGACGCCGAGGCGCUGACGUGCUCCCUGUCCAAGGAGGGGCAGCUGCGCAUCGAGGCCCCCCGGCUGGUGCUGCCGGCCGCCCCGGAGAGGAACGUGCCCAUCCAGGUCAGCCCUGCAGCCCCGCAGCCCGGAGCAGCCUCCGAGGACGGAGUCAACAACAAAGCCCAGGCGUGACGGGAGGGGAACCGAUGGCCCGCGGCAGGACCGGAGCAGACAGCAGCAAGUCUCGGGUUUUAGCCCAGACAAGCUCCAUCAGCAAUGAUGUCAUUUUUUUCACUGUACUGGAAUGUUUUUGUAUCCAAUAAAAAUACCUUUGCAU
Messenger RNA from Opisthocomus hoazin, 694 nucleotides. Lineage: Eukaryota; Metazoa; Chordata; Aves; Opisthocomiformes; Opisthocomidae. The record is from RefSeq and is a predicted model, not a curated record.